Molecule: messenger RNA, 420 nt
Organism: Penaeus indicus
Lineage: Eukaryota; Metazoa; Arthropoda; Malacostraca; Decapoda; Penaeidae
Product: larval cuticle protein A2B-like
Exons: 4
Coding region: 1-420 (139 amino acids)
Cellular component (GO): extracellular matrix
Source: RefSeq, a predicted model, not a curated record
AUGCCGCACCGAAAGCUCUCAAACUACAAUUUGCCUACUACGGUAGCUGUUCUGGUAGUGGCUGUGGGAGUGGCGGUCGCCUUCCCCUCAGACCUGUACGCCCCUCACCGUCCUUCGUACAGAAAUACGCCCAAACCAUAUAACUAUGCCUAUGAUGUCAACGACCAUUACGCUGGCACCGACUUCGGACACAAUGAAGACUCGGACGGCAAGACUGUCAAGGGAUCCUACAAUGUGCAGCUUCCUGAUGGCCGCAAACAGACGGUGAAUUACAUGGCAGACCACUACAAUGGCUACCAGGCCGACGUCAAUUACAACGGCGAGGCUCAGUUCCCCCGUCAGUAUGGCUCCGCCGUCACCUACAGGCCACAGCCAUACCACCCCCAGCCUUCCUACAGACCCCGACCUUACUACCAUUAA